Messenger RNA from Coffea arabica (coffee), 3303 nucleotides. RefSeq lists its product as uncharacterized. The record is from RefSeq and is a predicted model, not a curated record. Lineage: Eukaryota; Viridiplantae; Streptophyta; Magnoliopsida; Gentianales; Rubiaceae.
UCAGCUUACACACGACACGACAAAACCAUCAUUUUGCCAACCAAUAAUCCAUUGCAAUUAAAUCAGAACAAAUAGUUCUUGCAGUAGUAUUAAAAACAAAAAAAAAAACUGUUCUUUCUCGUUAAAAAGACAUACGGAUAUUGAUAUUGACUGAUAGAGAUAUUGCUGUGGGUACACGGCACAAAGUCAAGCUCAAGAUUUACCAGCUAGCUUAAAUGUUUUGGUUCCUCUCAGUUGCGUGGAUCUGAGGGCUCUUCGUCACCAACGGGCAAAGCACCAGAACACAUGCAGAUGCUGCUGAAGGACAGGAAAUUGGGUUGAUCAAAAGGGACAGAGAAAGCGUUUUUUGGAGGGAAGAAAACAAACUCAAAGAGCGCAGCAGGUAUGCAAAAUAUGCCUCAAGACGGUCCAAAGUCGGUUGUAUACCGAUCGUUCUUCUCUUGUGAUGAUCCAAAAGGGGUUGUGGAAUGUAAGACGAAUAGAAAAUCCAAGACUGACUCUCUCAAGUCGAAGGAGAAGGUAAAACAUCAGAAGAACCAAAAGAAUUUGAGUGCGUCGUUCUCAUUCAAGGAAGAAAGGAAAGACAGAGUCUCAAAAGGGCCCACAGAUCAUCAGCUACAUAAUCCUUCUUCAUACCAGCUCAUGGAAAUAUCUAGAGGAGCACAAAAAAUAAAUCAAGUUACAGACUCUUGGCCUGAGGAAAAAGGUUUUGAUAGGCAGACCAAAGACAUUGCAGAAGAAUUGUUGAGGGGAGCUCUUGAUCUAAAGGAGUCUCUCACAAUGCUGGGGAAGCUUCAAGAAGCUUCACAAAUUAUGGCUAAGUUGAAGAAAAAGCACAAGGAAAGGGCCCGAGGUGGAAGCCAUGAAGGAAUUGGCAUUGAAAGGACUGUGUCUGAGCGAUUUGGAUAUCACGACCGCAAAAUGUUGGAGUUUCAAAAUCCAAGACUUUCUGUUGAUGGAUCCACCAGAGAUUGUUUCGAGGAGCUUAGAGAAGUGAUAAGAGAGAGCUUUGCCAGGCAAAAUCUGUUGCCAAAGGUUUCCAACGAGGAAAAGGCAUAUUCUGCAGCAAAGACUUCCGAGGAAGAUAAGGUUUAUUCAGAAGAAAAGCCUUAUUUUGAUAGAACAAAGUCAGACUUCUCACUGGAUGUUCCAUCCACCAGCUCAAGCCAAUCCUCAAUGUUUCACUCCCAUGAAUUUGACACUUCUUCAGACCUCUCGCUAUCAAAAUCUAUAGAGGAGAAGCCCAAGGCUCCUAAUGUAAUUGCCAAACUGAUGGGUCUAGAAGCAAUCCCUCCAAAACCAUUACUAUCCAAUCCUCAGAAGCAUUAUGGGAAGGACAGGGCACUAAAUCAGGAAAGAACGCCAUUCGAUAUUGAUUUGCCAAUGGCAAGUAUGAGGACUCGUUUUACGGUUCAGAAGGUGGAUCCACGGCCAAUGAAGUUGAAUAAACUAACUGAUGACAUGCAAUAUAAAGGACUUUUGACAGGUAAGUCUGUUGAUGGGCCUGAACAUCUUUCAAAUGCUUCUGAAUGGAAGAAAAGGUUUGCUUAUGAUGCCGCACCCAUUGUGAUUAUAAAGCCGUUGCAUGUUUCUGGUUUGCUGGACGAAGAGCUUCUCGGGCAGAAGUAUAUCCAUCAAGAUUUAGACACCAAAAGGAUGCUCAGGAAAUGGAAAACUAAAGCAGGGCUUCCUUCAAGACCUAAUAAUAGUCAUGAAGGAGCUCUAAACUCCACUGAGAUUCACAGAAAACUGCAAGUGGAAAAAGCUCCAGCAAAAGGGCCUAUUCAAGAAAAAGAAGAUAAGGACUGUCUGGAUGCUUUUGCUAGAAAAGAUACUAAAUCAGUUAAACGUCAGGACAACCUGUCUUCUACAACAGUAAAAGCUUCUACUCCUGGGAAGCCCAAACUACAGAAGAAAGAUGCAAAUGAGAACAAAGUUGUUCCCAAAAUUCAAAGAGCUGUUGUGAAUACAAGGAAGCAAGUGGAAGUUGAUACUGAAAAGUUAAGAGAUAGAGCUAAAUCUCACCACAUCAACAAACAAGCAUCUACAAAUCCCAGAAAACCUGAGAGAGAACCAAAUGUUACAAAAGUUCGAGUGUCAGCACAAAAAGGUUCAACAUGGGAUCCCAUAUCAGACUGCAUUACUCCGACUACAUUAUUGAACUCGAGUGCUCGAAAGAAGAAUGCCAAAAAUGAGAAAAGAGCCAGUGAACCUUCAACAAUUGUUAAUAUGAUAAUGCAGGUUGAAAAAAAACACAAGAAUGAUGAUGUUCCAGCCGACCCUGAAGUUGGGGACGAUGAAGCUUUGACUGCAAAAGGGAUCACCUCUUCAGAACAACUCCCUGGUGAUGAAAAGAAAGAUACUCCUACAAACCUAGAUAAUUGCAGUAACAACAGAACUUGUCCUUGUGAAUCUACCUAUUCUGUCCAGCCCAACAACGAAAUCAGAUCCAUGGAUAAUGCUAAAUGCAGCAUCAAUUGCAAUCUAACUGAGGUGAAGAGCUGUAAAAGGGAUAACAACACAAGAAAACUACUUCUGGAUAGUUCAUCAUUUCUUUGUCACGCUGAGGAGCUAUUUGAGACUCGUGCAUAUCAACCUGCAGUGUCACACAAACCUGGCUUACAUUCCCAUGGAACAGCUGACACCAAACUGUUACUUGAAUGUGCAAAAGAGUUACUGGAACAGAAAAGCCUUCAAUUUAGAGUUGCAGGUCAUCCAUUGCCACAUAUAUGCAUUAAGAAGUCAAAAAUCUGCAUCUCCCUUGAUCACUUAGUCAAUGAGAUUUCUGAUGGAAUACAGUAUUUGAGAAGCUACUGCAAGCUUGCUGGUAAGACAAUUGUUGUAGAUGCUCUUUCUACAGUGCUCCAAAAAGAUAUGUGGUGCAAGGGAGUGGUGAAUGGAGGUUGGGACUUCGGUUGGAGGAAUGGAUUUACUCUGGAUGAAAUUGAUCAAGUUGUCAUUGACAUAGAACAGAAAAUUUUGACUGGAAUCAUUGAUGAUAUGCUGAUGGAUAUGGUAAUGUAGUACUUUGUACAAAAUUCAGUAACGGAGUUAGGGAAUCGAGUUCUUUGCUGUACAUAAUACUACACUAACUGGUAGGACUGGAAAAUAUGUUGUCCAGGGCCUCGAUAAUUCUCGAAUUAUUAUAUACCAUUAUGUUGCUAUAGUCAUAGUUCAGUGCAAAAUGCAUCUUGUAGAUGACCAUUCUUUCUGCUGAGGAUGGAAAACGCUAACCAUUUCAUGAUGACAACAUGUUUUUAAUUGCUGAAUGGUAAUGCACUUUUUGGUAUGUAAUUCCUAAAA